CGACUCCCAAAUUCCCAAAUCGUAAUCUCCAAUCGGCUCGGCUCGUCCCGGGCCCGACCGGACCGAAUCCCCUUCACCCCCUCUCCCACCUCGCGCCGCCGCCUCGAUCUCUUCCUUUCACCGCGGUAGUCUCCCGCAAUCCAGGGGAACUUGGGUGUGAUUAUCAUGGGAACAUCAUUCAUUGUGAUUUUUGCUGGGUUAUGGAGAAGCGUGUGCUGAAAAUCAAGCUAAAGGCUUUGGGUACAAGAAUAGCUACUGAUAGUGCUCCAGACAGAGGAACUUCUGGUCUACUGCUCCAAGAUGCUGCAUUUACUGGCUUAGCAUCAUCAUCUGAAGAGAAUAUUCCUACAAAUUAUAGGAAAGACAUGAAACGCAAGCGCAGACCUAGAGCAGGUCAUAAGAAAGGGAAAAAGAAGAGUUUGGUGAAUAAUCCAACCUUGUCUCCAGUACGUGUAAACACAGAAGAUGAUAUUUUGAAUCAGGCUGAUGAUGGUCAGCUUAAUUCUGAAAUGGAUAAUGAAUCACCUUCCCUUGGAUCGGAUAAGCUUAGCACCAUGUCAAGUAUUGGUGCUGAUAUGCCAAAUGACAAAUCAACGGGUAAAACAGGGCCCAGUCGGGUUAAGGUAAAACUCAGAUCCUCGAGAGUAUUGGAACCUCAUCGAAGUUAUUCGGAUGCACAAACACCAAGUAAUACAGAUAAGAGUAAUCCACGAGUGGCCUUGGAAAAGGAGGAUAGUACUUAUUCUGAUGGACAGACAUCAGAAAAGCAGAAUGCUGUUUCAGAACAAUUACCAAGAAAAAGUGGCAGCAUCAAGAUUAAAUCUUCAAGGGGCUUAGGUCUGUCGAAUGAAAUCAUGCCAGACAAAAAUGUCAAUAAGCUAAAUGGUCCACAGAUACUGGGUCAGAGAAAUUUGGUUCUUGCAGAUGAUGAAAAACAUGUGGGUCCAUCAAUGCCCAGGAAUUUGAAACAAGGGGAAAUAACACUGCCUUCUAGGGACCCUCGUUACAAGGCGAAAGAGUUGAAUGCUGCACUGGUGGUGAUUAAAAAAGUCAUGAAAAUGGAAGCAGCUGUGCCCUUCAAUGCCCCUGUCAAUCCUGAUGCUCUGGGGAUACCUGAUUAUUUUGAUAUUAUAGACACUCCAAUGGAUUUUGGCACUAUUUGUCAUGAGCUAGAACGUGGCCAUAAAUACUUGAACUCAGAGGAUGUUUAUAAAGAUGUGCAAUAUAUAUGGGAAAACUGCUAUAAGUACAACAACAAGGGUGAUUAUAUUUUGGACCUUAUGAAACGGGUGAAAAAGAAUUUCAUGAAGUACUGGUUGGCAGCUGGGUUGUAUUCUGAUAUGCCAAGUAGUGGUGCCACUGAAAGUACUCAGAUUGAGGAUGUUACAUGUUCAGGUCAGGAAAAGUUGCAUCCAAAAAGCAAGACAAAGCAUAAGCGUCGACGUUAUGGGAUUGAUCGCCACAAAAGCGACUGCCUAUGUGCUGUCUGUGUUGUUAGGCGUCGUAGGAAGGAACGUGAAGAAAGUUCAGCAGUUCUGGAGAGCCAAAUGGCAAUAAGCAAUCCUAAUCUUCCCCAAGAGUUCAGGAUUGAGGAAGCCUCUCCUGUAGAUAACCCUUGCAGUGAGGAUGCUACCUCGAGCUUGGACCGCUCUCCAGAGACUGAUGCCAAUGUGGAUAUGGAAGACGUUGAAAAUGAACUGACGAUUGAGACCCCUGAGCUGAUGGACAUUCAAGAAAAGGAGACAGUAGAAAGUGAAAUGGAACUAGAUCACGACCCAAGUGGCAGAACCGGACCUCACCAUUCAUUGCCAAUUGAAAAUGGAACAGAGGAUUCUAAUCCACUGUCUCAAGAAGAAAUGGAGGCAACGCAACCUGGAGACCAGACGGUUGACACAGUUGUGCGGCAGAAGGAAGCAGCAGUUGCCCAUCAUCAUCCAGAGGAGGCGCAAAAGAAACCAGGGGAACCUUCAGUGAGGAAUCAGCUGAUCAAGAUGCAAGAGAAUAUUGUGCAAGAAGAAAACCAUUCAAUCUUGUGGUUAUGCAGGAGCCUUUUUCCGAGCAACGUUAGGUCUGCAUGGAAUGGACCCCAUUCUUUAACCCGGCGACAUGUUUCGGUACGAGAUAGCCCCAUCCACGCUGCAUUGGCAACAUUCAUGAAACCAUAAAGUUUUGACCCCUGGGGCUUGUGUACUCAUUCAUAUAAGACAGUAUGUGCUCGGUCAUUGAGGCAAAAAUUUUUACAUGUUAUUUGUAUUGUAUCUUGGAUAUGGAGAAUGAUGCAUCAAUCUACCGCAAGAGAAUGAUGUCGUAACAGUGUCUGACAUAGAUUCUUUUUCACAUUUUUAACAUAUUUUUCUUUUCCAAUCAGAUUGCAUAUCUGUAAUUUACUGUAGUGGGGUUUUCUGGCCUCCAUUAUGAGCAUGUUCCAUUCUCGACGCAAGGACUAGGUUAACUA
Messenger RNA from Phoenix dactylifera (date palm), 2455 nucleotides. Its product is annotated as DNA-binding bromodomain-containing protein. Gene Ontology annotation, molecular function: protein binding. The record is from RefSeq and is a predicted model, not a curated record. NCBI's taxonomy places the organism in Eukaryota, Viridiplantae, Streptophyta, Magnoliopsida, Arecales, Arecaceae.